Cordyceps militaris CM01 is the source of this 1224-nucleotide messenger RNA. Its product is annotated as glycosyl hydrolase, putative. The record is from RefSeq and is a predicted model, not a curated record. Gene Ontology annotation, biological process: carbohydrate catabolic process. The transcript has a single exon. Bases 1 to 1224 code for a protein of 407 amino acids. NCBI's taxonomy places the organism in Eukaryota, Fungi, Ascomycota, Sordariomycetes, Hypocreales, Cordycipitaceae. Gene Ontology annotation, molecular function: mannan endo-1,6-alpha-mannosidase activity.
AUGAUCUUGUCAAAGAUUUGGUCCGCCAGCGCGGCUCUGGUCACCGUCGUCGGCGCCGCCCCCGCCUCCACCGUCAACUACAAGAACACCACCAGUAGCAAAGACCACUACGCCAACCACGUCUUCCUCGCCGCCUCUGCACUGCAGGGUUUCUGGUACAGCAAUAGCACCGGCCUCUGGGACAAUGCGUGGUGGAACAGCGGCAACGCGCUGACCACCCUCGCCGACUGGGCCCGGCUGCGGCCCGCUGACGCCAAGCGCCUGAAAAUCGCCGACAUCAUUCGCAACACGUGGACGCAGGCGCAAAAGGUCAGCGUCGUCACGACCAAGACGCAGAUGAGCGACGGCAUGGUGAGGACCCAAGACUGCGUCAACGGCCAAGGCACUGGGUGCGGUGCCGCCGCAGCGGCCGGCCUCCAAUCGCGCGCCUUCCGCGACUUCAUCAACGAGUACUACGACGACGAGGGCUGGUGGGCGCUCGGUCUCAUCCACGCCUACGACUACACGCACUGCCAAGAGUACCUCGACUCGGCCGUGCGCAUAUUCAACGACAUGCAGGGUGGUGGCGGCACCAACUGCAGCGGCGGCAUCUACUGGAGCAAGGAGCGCACGUACGUCAACGCCAUUGCCAACGAGCUCUACCUGUCCGUCGCCGCCGCGCUCGCCAACCGCGUCCCGAGCGACAAGGACAUGUACACGCGCAUUGCGAAAUUGCAGUGGACGUGGUUCGCCAAGAGCGGCAUGAUCAACGCCGACAACCUCAUCAACGACGGCCUCGACAGCCAGUGUCGCAACAACCGCGCGCAUACUUGGACGUAUAACCAGGGCGUCGUGCUGGGUGGCCUGGUCGAGCUGUACAAGGCCACUGGGAACCACGACUACCUUCACCGUGCCAACAGCCUCGCGGCUGCGUCGAUGAAGAAGCUGGUCAAUGGCAACGGCAUUCUGGUAGACGGAUGCGAGCACAACGACGGUCACUGUGGCGCGGAUGGUGCACAGUUCAAGGGCGUCUAUGCCCGCAACCUGCGCUACCUCAACGACGUUGCGCCCAGCCGCAACAUCAAGAAGUUCCUCACACACAACGCUGAUUCCAUCUGGAGCAAGGACCGCGACGAGGAUAGUAACAAGUUGGGUGUUGCAUGGGACGGCCCGCUUUAUAAACCCAUUGGGAAUGCGCACAGCAGCGCCAUGGAUGCCUUAGUGGGAGCUGUGGCUGUCGCAUGA